GACGACUGUGAGCUGGUCAGUUGUCGAUCCGGCUGGGCGCCGGGCCUUCAGCCACUGGGGCGGUGCAGCGUCGGCCCUAAGUGAGCAUCCCUGAUCCCUCGGUUUCAGGUCUGGGUCGCCUCGAUUUUUCGCCUGCUGGGCGCUGCUAAAUUAGGGGGAUCGGCUAUGAAGACUGAAGACUAAUGCUGUGGGGCCUUGCCCCUGUGGCCAUGCCAAACUAAGACCCAUCGGGGCUCGUCUUUUAAACAUGGCCUUUUACGCUCGUCUUGCACAUUAUUUACUCCAUCUCACCACCUCCCACCAUGCCUCUCAUCGCCAAUACGCCAGAAUCCGUGCUGAACCGCACCGAUUCGCUUGACCCGGCCACCACCUGUCGCGGUCUGACCUCGAAUGGGCGGCCAUGUCGCCGUUCUCUGGCGUCUGCGCCGCCAUCAGCGCCCGCGGGUGAGAAGCUACAACAGACUGACGCGUCGGGAAUGUAUUGCUGGCAGCACAAGGACCAGGCAGUGUCGGUCUCGCAGCAGAGCCCUGGACCCGGCCCUUCGCAAUUGAAGCCCCGCGGCAGCAUUGACACAUUAAUGGAGCGGUUAGGGUUGCUGGACAUCAACGAUGCCGCGACUCCGGAGAAGCGCCGGAGACAACGGAAGCCAGCACAGAAAAGGCAGACCAAGCGAACGAUCUGCUGCUGUUUCGAGGUCAUCGAAGAGGAAGACAUCCAGCCACCACGGCCGGUCAGUGCGCCGACUGGAAUGCAACAAACCUCCACCGCGAAACCACAGCAGCCAUCCGGCAAGACAUCACCGCAGACCCCGUCCCUGUCGCCCCAUCAGACGCCUUCAGGAACAGACGACGACCCUCUUUCAUGGAUUCCCUCCGGCCUCUCAUCGGAGACGCUAUCCAACCUCACGAAUGAGCUGACCAAACCCAUCUCGGAGAAAGAUGAGCCAGGCUACAUCUACAUGUUCUGGUUAACGCCCACGACAUCCGAUUCAAGGGGUCCUCCGCCUUCGGAGGUCGCCUCGUCCCUGUUGCCACCGACUUCCUCCCCGGGACGAGAUCGCCGCGUGAGCGAUGCCCUUCGAACCGCUCGCGAUCUUAACGCCUUGGCGUCGGCGCCCACCAGCGACAGCCCCGGCACGAUCCGAUUGAAAAUCGGGCGGGCCAACAACGUCCAACGACGACUGAAUGAAUGGUCGCGACAAUGCGGCCACGAAAUCUCACUGAUCCGCUACUACCCCUACACGCCUUCCACCCCUCAACCCUCGCCAUCCCGACGCGGCGACCAGCAUGACAGCAGCAGCAGCAGCACCCUCGUCCCCGGCCGCAAAGUCCCCCAUGUCCACCGCGUGGAGCACCUCAUUCACCUGGAACUGUCCGAUGUGCGACUUCGCAACAUGGGCAAAUGUCCCGACUGCGGCAAAGAGCACCGCGAGUGGUUUGAGGUCACUGCGGAAAAGUCCUCUCUCAAACGAGUGGACGAUUGCAUACGCAGAUGGGUGAAAUGGGCCGAAAUGCAUUAAUCCCAGCUCCUGCAUUAGACAUUACCACACUCAAUCACGGGCAGAAGAAACAUACUGCGCCCUGAAGUGCUCUCGCAAAUGCAAUGCACAUACAUCCCUCAACAACCCAGCCUGCCCCUUCCACUUAUUCAUACUCCAACUCUCGUAAGCAUAAGUACCAUCUCCGUAACUACCUCCCCACUCCCCC
This is a messenger RNA of Aspergillus ibericus CBS 121593, 1707 nucleotides long. RefSeq lists its product as uncharacterized. Bases 303 to 1520 code for a protein of 405 amino acids. NCBI's taxonomy places the organism in Eukaryota, Fungi, Ascomycota, Eurotiomycetes, Eurotiales, Aspergillaceae. The transcript has a single exon. The record is from RefSeq and is a predicted model, not a curated record.